CUUACUCAAUCUAGUAGGCCAAUUUCCGAAUGUUUAUAUAUUUCAGUUCAAUAGACAAAAAUAUUGUUUGAGAUUGGAGUCAAAAGCAACAUUACAGAAAUAAAACCAAAAUGUCGGGACGUGAAGGUGGCAAAAAGAAACCCUUGAAAGCGGCCAAGAAAGAAGCCAAGGAUCUCGAUGAAGAUGAUGUGGCAUUUAAGCUAAAGCAAAAACAACAGGAGAAGGCUCUGGAAGCUGCCAAGGCAAGUGCUGGCAAAAAGGGACCUCUAGUUGGUGGCGGCAUAAAGAAAUCGGGCAAGAAAUAAUCAAUGGAGAAAGUAAAUUACAUAAUUGCAAUUGCAUUAUGUGAAAGUGUUGAAAAUUUAAUGGUUUAUUAAGAAGAAAUAUACACACAUUUAAGAGAA
Molecule: messenger RNA, 404 nt
Organism: Drosophila willistoni
Lineage: Eukaryota; Metazoa; Arthropoda; Insecta; Diptera; Drosophilidae
Product: translation machinery-associated protein 7 homolog
Exons: 1
Coding region: 111-305 (64 amino acids)
Source: RefSeq, a predicted model, not a curated record